Drosophila gunungcola (fruit fly) is the source of this 468-nucleotide messenger RNA. RefSeq names its product peptidyl-tRNA hydrolase 2, mitochondrial. The record is from RefSeq and is a predicted model, not a curated record. Bases 1 to 420 code for a protein of 139 amino acids. Gene Ontology annotation, molecular function: peptidyl-tRNA hydrolase activity. Gene Ontology annotation, cellular component: mitochondrion; cytosol. The transcript has a single exon. Lineage: Eukaryota; Metazoa; Arthropoda; Insecta; Diptera; Drosophilidae.
AUGCCCACGUCAAGUAGCAUCCUGCAGAAGUUCCUCAGCAACAGUUUGUCCUUCGGCAAGUCCACCAAACUGGCCCUGGUGGUGCGGUCCGAUAUCAAAAUGUCCAAAGGCAAGACGGCGGCGCAGUGCGCCCACGCGGCAGUUAUGUGCUACCAGGGCUCGGAGCAGGGCACCAAGCUCCAGAAAGCCAUCCUGCAGCGAUGGUGCCGCCUGGGCCAGCCAAAGAUUGUCCUGCGCGUGGACAACUUCGAGCAGUUGAGCUCCCUGGAACGGCAGGCCCAGGAAGCGAACGUGGUGGCCGCCAUGGUGCGGGAUGCCGGUCGCACGCAGCUGGAAUCGGGAACGGCCACCGUGCUGGGACUGGGUCCCGCCCCAGCCGAGGAUCUGGACAAACUGGUGGCGCAUUUGAAGCUUUUGUGAACUCUUAGGUUUAUGUAACGUUACAAAUAAAGUACAAGUAAUCAACAA